CUGCAGCCUCCCUCUGCUGCCUCCUCGCCUCGGAUGCGUGACCAUGUGGGCCAAGCGAGACCUUUCUAAAAAAACAAGCGUUUUCGGGGGGCAGUGAGAUGAAGCGUACAGCUAACCCUUCACACACACCUUAAAAAAACUACCCACCGUGCACCUCUUAUUUUAGGGUCAUUCUUCUAAAUAUAAGUCCUAUCUCUGAGUCUAAAACAAACACUGUGCUUCAGGAAUAUCACACUAGCGCUCGCUGCCCCCCCUCCUGCUCACAGAUGGAAUCGUCCAGCAUCUCAGGGACGCGAAUGUGUGAUUGCUGGGUUAGGAGACCCUAAACGCUGCUGCUUCUCCUCAGCAUCGGCUAACGGCACCACCGCUUCAGAAAAGAACAUGGAGGGUCAACAGCUAAAGGAUCCCCCAAAUAAAGUGUCACUAAUAAAAGAUGAGCUGAGUCGGAGCUCCAUGGAGGCCAGUGAGUCAGAAAAGGUCAUCCAGCACCUCAACCAGGAGCUGAAGGAAGCUCAUGAUCAGGCUACUGCAGGAAAGCAGAAAUGUGUAGAGCUCCAAGGACUUCUUGAGGAGGAAAAGAAGGCUAGCAAGCAGCAGGCUGAGGAGUCAGCCAAGCAGAUGAAGAUCCUUCAGACUCAGCUUCAGAAGCUGCAGGAUGAUAUGGGAAAAAUGAAGGAUCAGAAGGACAGUACCAUCUUCGGCAUGCGGCAGGAGGUGCAUGCAGCUCAAGAAGAAAUGCAGGUGUUGCGCCGCUCCAUGGAGAAGACUGCAGCUGAGAGGGAUCACGAGGUCAGCGCCCUUAAGGGCAACCUGGCAACACUGACCACUGAGCUGGAGAAAUGGCAGUUGGCUUCAAAUAAGUACGAGCGGGAGAUUGACAGCCUGCAAGCCAGUCACCAGCAACAGAACCAGCAGAGAGACAAAGCUGCUAAACAACAAGCGAGUGAGCUGGAGAAGGUACAGCGGGAGUGCAAGAGCCUGCAGAGGGAGUGUGCAUCCCUCAAGUCAGAGAAAGAGCAGCUGGCUGUGCAGCAGCAGAAGGAGACUAACAGCCUGCAGAGCGAAUGCAGCACCCUGCGCACUGAGAAGGACCAGCUCCAGAGGAAACUGCAGCAGCUGGAGAAGGAACUGGAAAGCUGUGAGAAGCAGCGUGCGGGCCUCAACAACACGGUGCAGGUCCAGGAGAAGACACAGACUGACCUGCAAUCACGGCUGAGUGCUCUGCAGGACGAGCACCUGAGAGAAACCAGCCAGCUAAACAACCAGCUGGAACAGAGCAGCAGCAGGACCAAAGAGCUGCAGAAAGAGUAUGAAGAGACCCAGGCUGAGCUGUUAAGUCUGAAGGAGAGGUGUGAGCAGUUAGAGCAGGAGAAGCACUCCCUCGGCCUGGAGCUGAAGCAGUGCCAAGCCAGCCUGAAGGGUCUGCAAGAAAAAGGCAACCAACUGUCUUUAUUGCCGCCCAUCCUAGCCGUAGUCAUCGGCCUUGUCCUGGCUUUGCUGUAUUGGUGCUUCGGCCCAUUGUGGUAGAAAGGAAAGAUGGAUCAGGUGGGUGCCUGUCGCCGUCAUCACGGUUGCUGUGACAGCCUAUGCGCUUGCAAAGACUACAGCUUGAGCACCUGGCACGAAAAACCAGUAAACACGCACACAAAUGCACACACAUUUUCAAUAAUAAACUGAUGUUUUGCCCUCUUGAUUUAAGAGGUGCCCUAAGUGUGAAUUUGUUCAACUUGUAACUGUAUUAUUAAAGGCUAAUGGCCUUAGAGUAAUUUAUGUAGGCUAUCAGGUCCACAUCAUAUCCCAAGCUGCUGCAGCGUUUAGGCGAAAGCAGAAACUCUGUCAUUCUAGGGUUUUGAUGUUUUGGUGAGACUGCUUUUUUCCCCUUCCUGCAAAUAGGUGAUCUUAGUAUUUGGUUUGUUUGGCCAAAUAAAUAUGUACUGUAGUAAUUUGCCUUACCGAACAGCUGUUUGCACCUAAGUCUACCCAUUCACUAAUGUUUUGUUUUUCUUUCCUUUCACCUUGUUCCAACAAUUCCAUGACUACUCUGCUUAUUUUAUCAGUUCACCCGAGUGAAAGCAAUAAUACAUUUGACCCAUUUCCUCAUGUUUAAUGUCAUACUCCAAAUAUGUGGGUGCCUGCUACAUUUUUAAUGUAGUGUCUGUGUAGUUGCCAAUUACGACCUCAGCCCUAAUUUAUCAAUAUAUACAAUAUAAGUGAUAAAUUGUUAAUGUCUAUGCACUGUACCUUAUUGUUCUGUGGCUUUAAAAUAUUGACAAUAACUAUUGCACAAGUCAUUUAAAUUUAAGAGCACUAACUUGUCUCGAAGAGACCCUUACCAGAGUCACUAAUUUGUAUGCUACUUGUACAGAGAUUUACUGAAAAAAUGAACUAAAGAAAUAUAAAACCAAAUAAAAACAUAAUAAAAACAAA
Molecule: messenger RNA, 2427 nt
Organism: Astyanax mexicanus (Mexican tetra)
Lineage: Eukaryota; Metazoa; Chordata; Actinopteri; Characiformes; Acestrorhamphidae
Gene: slmapb
Product: sarcolemma associated protein b
Exons: 10
Coding region: 382-1527 (381 amino acids)
Source: RefSeq, a predicted model, not a curated record